AUGGCACGGCUGUCUCGUAUUGUCGCUAAUCAGGUUAUGGCAAGCCCGGAGGGUCAAGCGCCAGGAUUUGAUUCAAAGAAGGGGGCUCGUGGAUGUAGGGUGCCCAAAUGUAACGAUCAGUUCGAGUUUGAUUUGCUGCAAAACGCUGCUAGUAAAAUCGAUAGUGACUGGGAAGGUCUCAGGCUUAAACAGCUAAUCCUAUACUUACAAGCACACAUUCGCACUGUUCCGAUGGAUGACUGGAGCAUCAUCAAAGCGGAGGCUCCGCAAAAGAACAGUGUGUCCUUUCUCAUCCAAAUCUCGGAGGAGAGUAUUGAGCCACUGGAAAAAGAGGACAGCAAACUUUGGUUUGGCGUGCAGAAAGCGCAUCUGAAGUUAUUCCGUUGUGCAAAUCCGAAGGAUGAGCAAGACGAGGUUGACGACGCUAAUGAGUUGCUGCAACUAAAAAAAACCGGAUAUGCACGUCAGAAGUUCGCUGGAGAGUUCUAG
Messenger RNA from Anastrepha obliqua, 489 nucleotides. RefSeq lists its product as uncharacterized. The coding region runs from base 1 to 489 and encodes 162 amino acids. The record is from RefSeq and is a predicted model, not a curated record. Lineage: Eukaryota; Metazoa; Arthropoda; Insecta; Diptera; Tephritidae. The transcript has 2 exons.